Messenger RNA from Myxocyprinus asiaticus (Chinese sucker), 3675 nucleotides. Its product is annotated as rap1 GTPase-activating protein 2-like. Gene Ontology annotation, cellular component: plasma membrane; cytoplasm. The transcript is spliced from 23 exons. The record is from RefSeq and is a predicted model, not a curated record. The coding region runs from base 16 to 2412 and encodes 798 amino acids. Gene Ontology annotation, molecular function: GTPase activator activity. Lineage: Eukaryota; Metazoa; Chordata; Actinopteri; Cypriniformes; Catostomidae. Gene Ontology annotation, biological process: activation of GTPase activity; regulation of small GTPase mediated signal transduction.
CCUGAGAGCGGAGGAAUGGCCGCCGACCACGAGGGGAGGAGGGGCUCCUACCCGACCACCUGGAGCGGUCAGGGCCACUGCCAGGGGUGGAGGAGACCCCUACCGGCCGCUAAAACGCAGCGGAGUCAAGAGAGGACCGCCGACCGCGAGCGGGGUGGGGCUCCUGGCCGACCGACUGGAGCGGGAGAACCACUGCCAGGGGCGGGGGAGACCCCUACCAUCCACCGGAAACGCGGCGGGGCGUUCCGGCCGCCAGGGGCUGGAGGACUGCCUCCGAUCCGCCCGGGGAGGUGCGGCUGUCAUCCACUAGAGGGUGGAGGAGUGGCCGAGGACCAGGCAACGGCGUAUCGGAGAACCAACGAGAAACAGGAGUUGCUGACCAUCUCCAGUGUGCCUCUGGGAGAAUGUCCACCCUCACCACCCCGAACUGCACCACCCACCAUGAAGUCGGCAGAGUUCUUCGACAUGCUGGAAAGGAUGCAGGACGACUAUAUCCCUUACCCCCGGAUUGAGGAUGUCCUGGAGAAGGGAGGUCCCUACCCUCAGGUAAUUUUACCUCAGUUUGGUGGCUACUGGAUCGAGGAUCCCGAGGCCCCAGUCGGAACACCCACCUCCUCAGACAGUAGCUUUUGCGAGGAGGAAGAGGACGAUGGUUUGAGUCCUGGUGGAGGAGGAGGUGGCUUUGGAUAUCGGCUGGAAUGUAACAACACUUCACGGGCUUUUCGCAAACACUUUCUGGGCAAGGAGCACAUGAACUAUUACUGCACUGCAAGUAGUAUGGGCCACCUCAUCAUGUCUUUGAAGUAUGAGGACGGAGAUGGACAGGAGUCACUCCGUAUUAUGCUCAGGUCAAAAACAAAGACCCUUCAUGAACGGAUUCCACUUGAAGGCCUCCUCCAGUUACCAAGCGUACCACAGAUAGCCAAGCUGCUUUGCGAUGACGUCACAGGUCUGAAGUUCAACCCUGCGCUCUACCCUAGGGCCUCGCAACUGAUCGUAUGUUUUGAUGAGCACGAGGUGAACAACACUUUCAAGUUUGGCGUGAUCUAUCAGAAGUUUGGUCAGACAUCAGAAGAAGAGCUAUUCGGGAACAAUGAGGAGACUCCAGCGUUCGCUGAAUUCCUCAGUGUUUUAGGAGAUAAUAUUGAACUGCAGGAUUUUAAAGGGUUCAGAGGCGGUCUGGAUGUAUCUCAUGGGCAGACUGGAUCUGAGUCUGUCUAUACUAUGUUUCGUCAGAAAGAAAUAAUGUUCCACGUUUCCACAAAACUCCCCUUUACAGAAGGAGACAUUCAGCAGCUCCAAAGGAAAAGACAUAUUGGCAAUGACAUUGUGGCUGCCGUCUUCCAGGAAGAGCCCACGCCAUUUGUACCUGACAUGAUCGCAUCCAACUUCCUUCAUGCCUACAUCUUAGUGCAGGCUGAAAACCCCUGCACUGACCAUACCACAUACAAAGUGUCCGUCACAGCUCGAGAGGAUGUGCCUCCAUUCGGCCCCACUCUGCCAAACCCUCCAGUCUUUAAGAAAGGACCUGAGUUCCGGGAAUUUCUGCUGGCAAAAUUGAUUAACGCAGAAAAUGCUUGUUACAAAUCAGACAAGUUCGCCAAGCUGGAGGAGAGGACACGUACGGCACUGUUAGAUAACCUUCAUGAUGAGCUGCACAGACAGACACAGGCCACAAUAGGACUGGGCCCAGCUACAGAUGAAGAAAAACUAGAAAACGGAGGUCAUGGAGGGCUUCUGGAAUCAUUUAAGAGGGCCAUGCGUGUGAGGAGUCACUCUAUGGAAACGAUGGUGUCUCAUAAACACAAGAGUCCAGGAGCCACAGCAGGGGUCCCAUCUAGCUUCAGUGGUGGAGGACUUCAGCAGAACAGUAUGGAGUGUACCAAGAGCACCUUCACUCCUCCAGUGAUGUCUGCAAAGUCUCCUUUAAAGAGUCCAGUAAAGAGGAGGUCUGGUCUGUUCCCCAGACUGCACUCCAGCACAGAGAGUCCAACUGAGAAACACCCAAGUCGCAGUGACCAAAAAUCAGAAGUGUUCACUCACUCACAGGAAGUGAGGUCAGAGACAUCAUCCAAUCCGAGUUCACCAGAGAUCUGCCCAAACAGAGAAAGGCCAUUUGUGAAGCUGAAAGAGUGCAGCGGCAGAGCCAAUAUAUCAAUCUCCCGAUCAUCCUCCAGCACCAGCAGCUUCAGCAGCACAGCAGGGGAUGGAGACGGCCUGGAGGAGCUGGACACGAGCAGUCACCCAUCCAUGGCCUCAUCUGUGUACACUCCAUCUCUCAGUGUGGAAAGCCAGAACUCUGGAAUGCCACUGAUCAUGUGCCGCAGUCCCACAGAUGGAAAGAGCAAAACUUCACCGAGGUCAAACUUGAAAUUCCGCUUUGAUAAACUGAGCCACUCCACAGGUAACUAAGGUCAUACAAAAGACUGCAAGGACAAAAGCACAUUUCAACAGAUCUUUAUAGAUUCAACUGCAAAAGGGACCCUUUUCUUUUGACAAUGCAGCAGUUAUUAAUGUUACAAGCAUAAUACACAACUAAACACUAUAAAACCUGAUCACAGAACCACCGUCCUACAAACCCACACACAAUGUCAAGGGUUUAGGGGACAGAACACAAGUCUUAAUAGAAAUAGCAACAAAUAUCUCUGUUUCAGCUAUUUAAAUGUAGUAGUGCUCAUACAAGUGUUCAAAACUAUCCUUGCGGUCAUUGCUUUCUAGACAGAUGCUAAAUAUUAACACAGCCUCUUGAAAUACUUGAACAGCACACAGUCAUUACAUGUUACAUGAGAUAAGGAGUGCAAAACUGCAUUUUAAGCACCCCAAAUUGUACAGCCACAAUUCAGUCUUUUGGGUGUCAUUUGAGUCUUGUAACACAUUGACCAUCAGUGUAAGCCUUAAAACACUAUGCCCUUCUGACACAGAAGUGGAUUGGUUAGUUCUUUUAUUUGUGAGUGAUGUGAGAAGAGGUAAUAUUUAAUUUACCCUAAGAUAACCAAAGAGGAAGAUUACCAGGGUGGUAUAAAGAGAAAUUAUUUAACAAGAAAAAUACACACUUUAUUAUAUUUUUGAAGCAGAAUAGGUCUGUUCAGAAGAUUUCAGUGUACGUUGCGCUCCCCAAAUUUAGACUUCACAGUACAUUUGUUCAACACUGAGCUGGCAGCUAUUGCUAACUUUAUUGAACAAGUAGAUUGCUGUAAAUGGUCCACACACUUUAAAAACAUGUUUUUUCCCGAAAUAUAUAUACAGUCAAUAUGAUUUACUCUCGCUGGUUCAAUUACAUUUGCUACUGAGUUCUCAAGUGGAGACGAAAAACACAGACACAAUACAGAUUCACAUCUGGCAGAAUGUUACAGUCAUAAACUUUUCUUUUUAGAGGGAUUUUGGAAAUUAUGUGUUAUUUAUAUGCAUAAGUUUGUCUCUUUCCAUUCAGUCAGUAGCCACUGUGGUAAUCACUGGUGUGGGCAUUAGAGAAGAGAGUGAGUUUAAUAUUCUUGUAUAAUAGUGAGAACUUUGUUUGAUAUAAAAUGUGUUGGCAUAUAUGUUUGUACUGCUGCCAUAAUUUAUUGCUUUUGAAAUUUGUUGAUGUUACGUUAAGUGUAAUUGCACUGUACGCAGAGUCAGAUAAAUGAAGAUAAUUUUAAAGAUCAUGCAUAUGUAUAUUUGGUUAUGGCAUGU